GCCAGGACCGAAUCCUGGCUCACCAUGUGAGCCUGGCACCACCAAGCCCACUGUCCCCACCGAGCUCUGCUGUCCCCGUGCCCAGCGGUGCCAGGUCCCGGCAUGAGGACAGGAGGGACAAAGACACCUUUGCAGGCUCGAAUGUGCCAGUGGGCAGGUGGUCAGAGUCCCCUCCUCACCACAGCCCACCCAGCUGCCGGUGGCACCUGGAUGUCACCCCAGGGCCACCAUGCCACCUUCCUGUGACGUCUCCUCAUCACAUGAAGGUUCUUGCAGCUUCGGUUGCUGCUUCCUGCCUGUCGCAGGCAGCAGAGGCAGGAGCACAGGCAGGGCAGCGGUGCUGCCCCACCCUGCCUGCCCCCCUGCCCGUCCCCCUGCCCACUGCAUCGCCUCCGGCCACCGGCAGCCAGGGCCCCACGUGGCCGAGCAGAGGGGACCCCAUGGAUGAUGACCGUCCCCUCUUCACCACCUUCAAGCCCUUCGGUGAGGACAACACAGCCAGAGCCAAGCCAGCACCCAACACAACCCCCAUCCAGCCCCCGGGGGCAGAGCAGUCCCCGGGACACCACAACAGACGUGGCAGGGUCCCUCCAGGCUUCUGGUCACCUCCGCCAGCCCAGUCCCUGCCCGAGGGGGACCCGCGGCCAGAGCAGGUGGCCCUGCGUGCCCGGACGAGGCUGUGGUUUGAGCAGACACAAGCCCAGAGGCUGGGGCCCAAGGGGGAGCUCCCAACGUGGUUCCACGGCUUCAUCAGCCGGAGGGAGGCAGAGGAGCUGCUGCAGGAUCAGCCCCUGGGCUGCUUCCUGGUCCGCUUCAGCGAGAGCACCGUCGGCUUCGUCCUCUCCUACAGGGGUAGGGAUCGCUGCCGGCACUUUGUCCUGGACCAGCUGCCGGACGGGCGAUACGUGGUCCUGGGGGAGCGCAGCGCCCACGCCGAGCUGGCCGAGCUGCUGCAGCACUACGCCACGGCCCCCGUCACGCCGUACCACGAGUUCCUCACCGUGCCCCUGCCGUGUGGAUGGAAAGACGAGCCCCGAGGACGGGCGCAGCCCCCAGCUGGCAGCGAUGCUGCACAUUCCCCACUGAGCGAAGCACCAGCAAAGCUCCCGGACUACAACCCAGUGUCCCUGGAGCUCCCCAGAGCCGAGGGCGGCUCCGGCAGGGAGGCUCCCGGUGCUCCGCCGUCGCUCCCUGCUAAGACCAGCGCCCGGGGCGCGGCUCAGGGGCCGCACAGCCCCUCCGGCAGCGCGGCAGCGCCCGAGGCUCCCUAUGCCCAGGUGCACAGAGAAGCCGCCCGCCCCGAGCCCCCCGAGGCCAAGUACCAGCAGCUCUUGUGUUUCCACGUCUACGCCGAGCCCCGCGAGGACAUCGCCCCCAGCCCCCCCGAGCCCGAGGAGCCCGGCCCCGAGGAACCCAUCCCCUUCUAUGCCAUGGCCCGGGGCUGGAGCCGCCGCGCCGGCCCCGAGGAGAACAUCUACUCCGAGGUGGCACUGGCCCGGCAGGAUCCGCCCGCUCGGCUCCCCACGGCACCCCAAAACGCCUUCUCCACGCUGCCCCUCAAACCCCGGCCCCACCGCCGGCUCUUCCGCAGCGUUUCCAGCCAGGACUGCAAGAGGAGGCAGCUGUCGGCGGUGCCCAGCACGGACAGGGAGGACCGAGGAGCUUCCAGCACAGGCACAGAGGUCAUUCUGAACCCUGCCCUGGAGCUGGAUGACCCCGUGUACAGCCGGAGCACACACAGGGAGCAGCAAACCACGGCCAUGGCUGAGAACGUGUACGAGCAGCUGCCUGGGGACUGUCCCUAAGCACCCGCACAGGUGGGCCCAGGACAAGACCUGGCUCCCAGGCAGGAGGAACCUCACUCAGCCUCCCUCUCAUUGAAGGAAGCCCUCAGCCCUGCGAGGAGAGGUCCAAGGCUGCUGUUGGCCCCAGCCAGUGAUGCCAAUCUGCUCCGUGGGGAGCCCCUGCUCUUCCGGCUUCCCAGCCCUGCUGGAGCAGGGGGGAGCAAGGUUACCUUACCCAUGAACACAUUCCAGGAGAGUUAUUUUAAUAAAAUGAGGGCAAAAAAGGCUGUUACAGGAAAAACAGGGAUGAGUUUGGCGCAGCUGGUGCAUGCAGUUGUUGGAUAUUAAAUUGGCCAGAAACUGGAGUGAUGCUGCAGGCAGGGCUAUGCUGAACCGCCCCAGCCUGCAGCCAACACUCCAAGCCCUGCCUGCUUCCUCAGCCACAGAACUUGGGAUGACACCAGUGUCCCAGGGCUGCCCCGUGGAGCACAAACCCCGGCUGGAACAACCCCAAGCCACGGUGGUGCCGGGCAGUGUCGGUGGUGCUGCCACCUCUACAGGAGCAGGGAGCCAGGAUGGCCAAAGCCCGGGCUCAGAGGGAAAAGAGAGGGCUGGGGCAUUGUAGCUGUUUUGUCUCCAGUAAAAAUCACUUCUGACUUUUCACAAA
This is a messenger RNA of Corvus hawaiiensis (hawaiian crow), 2451 nucleotides long. It is a transcript of the gene SH2D2A, whose product is annotated as SH2 domain containing 2A. The coding region runs from base 261 to 1805 and encodes 514 amino acids. NCBI's taxonomy places the organism in Eukaryota, Metazoa, Chordata, Aves, Passeriformes, Corvidae. The transcript is spliced from 8 exons. The record is from RefSeq and is a predicted model, not a curated record. Gene Ontology annotation, cellular component: cytoplasm.